Messenger RNA from Danio rerio (zebrafish), 1239 nucleotides. Lineage: Eukaryota; Metazoa; Chordata; Actinopteri; Cypriniformes; Danionidae. The record is from RefSeq and is a predicted model, not a curated record.
AAAAGGAGAGAACAUUAAACUCAUUGUACGCUGAGUGAACAGUCUACGCAAAGAGAAAAUAGAUCCGAUACUGAAAGAAGGAAAUGCAACAAACACUAAACAUUACAUCAGGCAUCACUCACAGAUUUGCAUUUCCUUUAGUGGUCAAAAUUAUAACUUCCUCUACAAGACCACAAUUGUAAUGCAGGUUCACUUCCUCCUCAUUUAUAAGGUAAACCUCGAGUUCACAUUAGCAGAAACCAUGGAGUACCAGAACAUCUCCAACAUGUCUUCAUCUGCGGGUCCCUCAGUGGAUCUGCUGGUGUCCAGCGCUGUCCUGGGGCUGUGUUUUGUCCUCGGCGUCCCGGGUAAUAUAGCAGUGCUGGUCCUGCUUGGCCAAUAUCUGAAGGACAGAAGCUUUACUCCGAAGCUGAUGUUCAGUCUGGCGGUGUCGGAUCUGAUGAGUCUGCUGUUCAUGCCGGUGUGGAUCUACGCUCUCCUCAAUGGAUGGGUGUUCGGUCAGGCUCUGUGUAAGCUCUUCUCCUAUAUAGUGUACUGGAGUCUGUACUGCAGUGUGCUGAGCGUCUGCUUGCUGAGCGUGCAGAGAUACCUGCAGGUGCUUCAUCCACAGAUAUGGGCCACGCUUGGAGAGAAGAACCAAAGCGGGAUGAUUUCUGCCAUAUGGACUUUAAGCGCAGCUUUGGGUUCGUACUCUCUUUAUUACCAAAAUGUCAUUAAGAAGAAGGAUGGGCUUCUGUAUUGUGAUCAGUAUUUUGAGAAUGAUCUUGGAAAAAUUAUGGUGUUGAUUGUGGAAGCUCUACUGAUGUUCAUUGUGCCUCUUCUCAGCCUGUUGUGCUUCUACUUUGGGCUCCACCGGCGGGUCAGUCAGUCGGUCUCCUUCAGCAGUCACAGACUGACCACACUGGCCGUCAGGAUUGUAGUGACCUUCUUUAUAUUCGGGAUCCCCUGUACCAUCAACCACUUUUUGGCAAUGGCAAUACCCUGGAUAUCAGACAUUAUCUACAAUACAACGAGGGCUCUUUUCUUUAUCAAUAACAGCAUAAACCCAAUUCUUUACACCUUUUCUGCUCGGACUCUGCUAAGGAGAGGAGCACAGCAGUCAGAUCAGACACAAGACGAUCAGACUUAAACCCACCAAGCAUCUGGUAACGCGGGUAGACAGAAAUAGGCAUUCUAACCCUUUAAAGUGACUUCACUUCUGUUUAUAUAUAUAUGUGUGUGUGUGUGUGUGUGCGUGUG